CCUUUCCCACCGCUCUUCCUCCUUCCCCGGGAAGCAGGAAGCUUCCUGGAGGGCACAGAUACGCAGUGGGCUGGGCGAUUCACCCCAAGCGCGGUCUUCAGAAAGCUCACCGUCUCCCGGGCCCCCAGAGACGGCCGGCCAUCCUCAGCGCAGAGCGAUGGAGUCCUGGCUGGAGACGCACUGGGCGCGGCCCUUUCACCUGGCGUUUGUAUUCUGCCUGGCCCUGGGGCUGCUACUGACCAUCAAGCUCUACGUGAGGAGGCAGAGGCUGCUGAGAGAUCUGCGCGCCUUCCCCGGGCCCGCCGCGUCCUUGUUCCCCGGGCACCAGAAGUUACUUGAGGGUGAGAAUUUUGAGAAACUUGAGGAGAUUGUCGAAAAAUACCCUUGUGCCUUUCCUUUUUGGAUUGGGCCCUUUCAGGCAUUUUUCUAUAUCUAUGACCUGGACUAUGCAAAGACAUUUCUGAGCAGAACAGAUCCCAAAUCCAACUACCUAUACAAGUUCUUGGUUCCAUCUGUUGGAGAAGGACUACUGAAUCUGAAUGGACCCAAGUGGUUCCAGCAUUGAUGCCUAAUAACUCCUGUAUUCCAUUUUAACAUCAUGAAAUCAUACGUCGAGGUGGUGGUUCAUUCUGUGAACAUAAUGCUGGGUAAGUGGGAGAAGAUUUGCGGCACUCAGAACACAGUUGUGGAAGUUUCUAAACACAUCAGCUUUAUGUCCCUGGACGUACUCAUGAAAUGUACUUUCAGCAUGGACACCAACUGCCAGAUAAACAGAACCCAUGAUCGUUAUGUAAAAGCGAUGUCUGAAAUCUCCAAAAUCAUCUUUAACCGCUUGUACAACUUUUUACUUCACUAUGACAUAAUUUUCAAAUUCACCCCUGUGGGCCGCCGCUUACUGGAAUUAAGCAAAAUUCUGCAUCAGUACACAGACCAGAUAAUCCAGGAAAGAAAGAAGUCCCUCAAGACUGAGAGGAAGCAGGGUAACACUCAAAAGAAGUACCAGGAUUUUCUGGAUAUUGUUCUUUCUGCCCAGGACGAAAAUGGUAACAACUUCUCAGAUACUGACCUACGGUCCGAGGUGAACAGUUUCCUGGUGACAGGGCAAGACACUGUGGGAGGGAGCAUUUCCUGGAUCCUCUACCACCUGGCUCAGAACCCUGAGCAUCAGGAGAGAUGCCGGGAAGAGAUCAGAGGCGUCCUGGGAGAUGGGUCAUCUAUCACCUGGGACCAGCUGAGAGAGAUGUCAUACGCCACAAUGUGUAUCAAGGAGUCUCUCCGAUUGAUGCCUACCGCCUUUUCUGUUUCCAGAGAACUCAGCAAGCCCAUUACCUUCCCAGAUGGACGCUCCUUGCCUGCAGGAAUAACAGUGGUUCUCAGUAUUUGGGGUCUUCAUCACAAUCCUGCUGUCUGGGAAAACCCAAAGGUCUUUGACCCCUUGAGGUUCUCUCCGGAGAAUUGUAAUCAGAGACACUCCCACUCCUUCUUACCAUUCUCAGCUGGACCGAGGAACUGCGUCGGGCAACAGUUUGCCAUAAUGGAGUUAAAAGUGGCCGUUGCUUUGAUUCUGCUGUGCUUCCAGUUGACUCCAGAUCCCACCAGGCCUCUUUCUGUCGUGCCCCAGGUUGUUCUCCGAUCCAAGAAUGGGGUCCACUUAUACCUGAAAAAACUUUCUUAAUGUUAGAGCCCAGGGUACAAUGGUUAUAUAUAUUUUGUUUUAAUGUUAAAUUUACAACUAAUGGUCCAAGAAAAUGGAGAGGAAUCAAAGUAUGGUGGGAAGGUUAGGGGUAGGUGGUAUGGGGGGUCUCUGUGGACCUGCAUAUUAUUCGAAAACAUUUUUGGGUGACACUCUGUAUCACCUAGAUCUGUUUCUGUGUGACUUUGGGAGAUUUUCAGGACUUUUCUGUUUGAUUUCGGCUACUAUUAAUGCUAUAUACCAAGAAGUUUGCUAGAUGACAUUCAUAUAUGUUCUGUUGUUUUUAAAAAUAACUUUUCAGAAUUACGCAGUAAUAGAUGAAUGUAUUUCCAACAGUAGAAAAACAUGUAGAAUAAAAAGUAAAAAUCUCAUUUCAGGUAGUAUACCCCUACUUCCCUGACCAAUCCUACGGCUUUUCCUAAACACAGAAUAGUUUGGUGUGCAUUCUUUCAGACUUUUUCCUGUACACUUCAUAUGUAUGUAUGUAUUCUUAUAGAUGGGAUCAAAUCCAUAUUGUUCUUGCCUUUUUCACUCAAUAAAAAUACAUCUCAUU
Messenger RNA from Rhinolophus ferrumequinum (greater horseshoe bat), 2246 nucleotides. RefSeq names its product cytochrome P450 4X1. Gene Ontology annotation, molecular function: heme binding; oxidoreductase activity, acting on paired donors, with incorporation or reduction of molecular oxygen; monooxygenase activity. The record is from RefSeq and is a predicted model, not a curated record. The transcript is spliced from 12 exons. Lineage: Eukaryota; Metazoa; Chordata; Mammalia; Chiroptera; Rhinolophidae.